UAUGUGUUGUGAAAAGCGCAAUUUUCUUGCAAUGCUUGGUGCAGUUUAACAAGUGGCAAUGGCUCAAAUAAAGGCCAAUAAUGUUAAUUGCCUAACGGCUUUACAAUAAUCUGCAUGGCAGCCUUAAGUUGGUGCAGCAGCCAAAGUGAAGUGAAGGGCGCAAACGACGGCAGAGCAAAGUGAGCGCUGUGUAUGCGUUUGUGUGCGUGAGUGUGUGUGUGUGUGCAUGUGCGUGUGAGUGAGUGCGAGCGUGUGCGUGUGUGUAUAUGAAAAUAAUGGACAAGUUAAAAAACAACAACAAAGAAAAUGCAGUUAUUGCAUCAAUUGAGUGCCCGUGCCCCUAUGCCAGCGCUGUCGACACCGAUGUGGACGUGGAGAGCAACAAGAGUACACCCACACCGUAUUUCACGCCACUCGAGUAUCUGCAGACCUCCUUUGAGUUUCCCUCGCCCACAACAACAAAGGCAACGGCAACGGCAACAUCAGGAGCAGCUUCAACGGGGGUAUGGGAGGAAGAGACCGCUACAGCGUAUACGCCUAAACAUUUCACCAUAGCCCAUACCCAUGGCUAUGCACAUGGCAAGCAGCCACAAUCACCAACGACGCUGAAUCGCAAAUUGAAGCGUUUCUCGCUCUACGAUCGACGAUCAUGUUCGCCGCAGGAUGCCACGGGACGAAUUGUGGCCAAUAAGGAAAAUACUAUACCAAAACAUUUCAGCGUCGACAAUGAUCAGGAUAACUUGUAUUUAUCAAAAAGCGAACAUAAUUCACCCACUAUACUUUUUAGAGACGAAAGCACCAGCAGCAUAAAUUUAAACACAACAACAGCAGCAGCAGCUGUGACAGCAACAGCCACAACAACAACAACACCCCAAGCACAGCUGAACUACUCACCCAAGCUGCUUGCGAGCAUCAACAAUCUCAAUUUGCAGCACUCGCCAUUAAGCAUAAUCAACUCGGCGGGCUAUAAGCAUGGCAAUUUCUUUCGUUUUCCCGAGAUUGAUCAGGCGGCGACAGUGCUGCCGACGCCGCUGGACAAUCAGCCAAUCAAUCAGCAGGUAUCGGAGUAUCAGCAAGAUGGCCGACGUAAUCGCAAGAACAAAAAUAAUCUCACAAUUCGGAUAACAGACACACAACAGCAACAGCCGCCGUUGUCGCCGGCGCCGCUGUCCAAGCCCAAGACGCCCACCAUAAAAUGUACAAAGGAGAAAGCGCGCUCACUCGACUCCGCCGCUAAUGAGUCCGAGCUGAGCAUUGUGGUGCAGCACAUUCAAGAAUCUCGUGACGUGUCGUUGGGCACCACCGUGCCCAUUCAGACAUCGUCCUCCAAUUCGCUUUCAAAGUUGGACACCACACAAUCACUGUACAGUCGCCGCUCCAAUCGGCGCAAGUCUCCCGGAUUGAACAACAGCGAUUGGUUAAUGUACCAGCGCAAGCAGCAUGCAUAUCAAAGCUCGCUGGAGUCUGAGGUGCAGCUCAAGUCGGCCUCCAGUGUCGAUAGCAAGUUUACGCUGGGAGCCAAUUUAGCACCGCGCAGCGCCCACAAGCACAAUCCGCUGCUGCAUGCGUCCAGCACAAAUCUGAAGACGUUACCGGAAUGUAUUACGCUGGUAGAGUUUACACCCAAUUCGGCAACGUCCUCAAUAGAAUCACCAUACAAACAAAAGUCCAUGGACUUGCCGCAAGCAAAGCAUAUGAACAGCUCUAUGAAUCUGCUGCAAAGGCGCGGCUCGAACCAUAGUUUGACUCUAAAUCUUCACAGCUCUUGUAGCAAUUUAAUGAGCAGCGCACUUAGCGUUUCAAAUUAUAGUCUGGGCUCCGCAAGCAAUUCCAAGUCGAGCUGCAAUCUGGAGCAGCAGAAACCGACAGCGUCGCAUCAACUGCAACUGCAAGUGACCGUUGCCGGCGGCAGUGUCAGCGGCAGCGGUAGCAGCGGAAUUCAAAGCCAACGUCAGGGCUUGUUUCGACGACGCGGCUCUAAUCAUAGCAUUAGUCUAAAGAAUCACACGACCAACUCCUGUGGCGAACUGAAUGCCAUGGCCACGCCCAAGCGUGGUCUGCUGGAGCGGCGUGGCAGCAAUCAGAGUUUAACGCUUAACAUGAGCAGCCAGCCGCAAGAAACGUUGCAGCUUGAACAGCCAAAGCUAACGGUGUGCCAAUGUGGUGCAUCGGGCACGGCACAAUCACCACAUCAGCGAAAGUUCUUUAGCACUGAGAAUCUGCAUAGCAAUCGCACUACGAGUAUUAGUGGCUCGUCGCAGUACCUGGGCUUCAAGCCACCAAUCUGUUUUGGCUCCGCUACGGACUUGCAGCCCAGCGACGACUUGGCUAGCAAUAGCUCCGUUCGUUCAGUUCGUACUGAGGCUGGAGGGGUCGUUUGUAGCUGCGCUAGCGGUGGUGGGGCGAUACGCAACAUUAUGACGCGUCCGCUUUCGCCGCAAACCACCAGCGAGGAAUUUAAGAUCUACUUGGCCAGCAUACAGCUGCUCCAAAGCGCCUCGAAUCCAUUGAACCAAUAUCAGCUCAUUAAACUCAACCAGGUCUUCGAUCACAGCUAUAAGGCAAACGUGGAGCAACCGCCUGUGCUAGUGCUUGGACGCGGUGAGGGAGACACGCCCACUUUACAACAGCAGCACGUGCAGCAGCAGCAGCAACCAGCGCCUAGUUCUGAAGAUAGCGAACUUCUUGCCAUCUAUCAAGCAAUAGUGAAACGCAUAGUUAUUCCGUUUCCGCAACUGGAUGGGGAUGAACAAAAGCGAAUAUUUCGUGAGCUGCACAAGGAGUUCUGGGACUUGCCGCUAAAUCAUCAGGAGAAACCCAUGGUCUUUGGUUCGCAAACAAAGAAUCGUUAUAAGACCAUAUUGCCCAAUGAGCACUCGCGUGUGCUGCUCGAGAGUGAAGUCAGCGGCUUGCAACAGUUGGAACUGGACCAGGCGGAGCUAAGGGAGGAGCCGGUCAGCACACUGUCCGCACAGGAUGAAAUGCCCUACAUAAAUGCAAAUUAUAUUAAGGGUCCCGACUACGUCAGCAAAUGUUAUGUUGCCACUCAAGGACCAUUGCCGAAUACAAUUUUUGAGUUCUGGUUGAUGAUCUAUCAGAAUACCCAACGCUAUAUACGCCGUUGUCAGGAUGGAGGCAGCAGUCCGCAUGUGGACAAGUCGCAUAUAUUGCAGCAGUACUAUCAAAAGAUUGUAAUGUUAACAAACUUUACGGAAUGUAGCCGUCAGAAGUGCGCUAUUUAUUUUCCCAUCGAGUUAAAUGAAAUCUUCUCGGUGUCUGCAAGGGAUGAGGUGUUCGAGCUGGACGCGCUGGCACGCGACUACUUUGAGCCGCAUCUACAGCCACAUGCAACGCAAAUUGAUAGCUUGGAGGCGCCCAGUGAAUUGCAGCCUGACCGUGAGCGAGCUUGCGGCGAGCACAUAAUCGUGGACACGUUAAAGGUGACGCUGGCGGAAACGGUGCGUAGUUGUCUCCCGGCGCAGGGCAGCUUCUUUUUGGUAAAGAAUGUAGGCAUAGUACGGCGCAAUGGCUACUCUGUGCGCAAGCUGGUUCUGUUGUAUUGCAUGAGUGUGCCGCAGCAGCGAUUGGUGUACUAUUUGCAAAAGAUCUGCUGCUAUCACUACUGGUAUCCCGAUUGGCCCGAUCAUCACUCGCCCCGGGAUAUCAAUACACUGCUGGACACGUGUCUCCAUGUGCUCAAUCUGGGCAAAUGCGAGUCAGAAUUUGAUAAUUAUGAUGACAAGCGUAGCGUACGUAAUGCUCACCUCUUCGCUCAACGUUUGGACAUCUACAAACAGGAUAUAUUUAAUGCCGUGCAGCCGCUGCCCGUAAUUCAUUGCUCCGCUGGCAUUGGACGUACUGGUUGUUUUACGGCAAUCUUGAAUGCUGUGCGUCAACUGCGACAGUCCUUGGCGUAUUCCCUGACAGGCAUGCUUAGCAAAACGUUGACCAUGUCAGAUGUGCUGGAAGCAGAAGCUGAGGCGGAGGGCACACUGCAUCUUGUCGAGGAUACAGAUAGCAGCUUUAGCUGCAACACUCUACAUCACAUACGGCAUAUAGUACAGUCCUCGAAUACAAUUAGCUUUGACAUGCUACCCAAGAUGCCCGAUAUUUUCGUCGAUAUUCUAGGGAUUGUGUGCAAUUUGCGUCUUCAGCGCGGCGGUAUGGUACAAAAUUCUGAGCAGUACGAGCUCAUACAUCGAGCUAUUGGGCUAUAUUUAAAGCGCACUUUGGCGCUGCGACGAUUUUAGUGUAUAAAAAGUUAAUAUUCGAUUUAAGAACCAUAAGAACAAAACACCAAUUUACCAAUUUGUAAAACGAAACAAAACUUUUGUGAAAUCUAAUUUAAUACAAGCAUCUUAACCAUGGCUAAACGAGUCUCGAACACAC
Molecule: messenger RNA, 4389 nt
Organism: Drosophila busckii
Lineage: Eukaryota; Metazoa; Arthropoda; Insecta; Diptera; Drosophilidae
Gene: PTP-ER
Exons: 2
Coding region: 267-4250 (1327 amino acids)
Biological process (GO): protein dephosphorylation
Molecular function (GO): protein tyrosine phosphatase activity
Source: RefSeq, a predicted model, not a curated record